Molecule: messenger RNA, 723 nt
Organism: Thalassophryne amazonica
Lineage: Eukaryota; Metazoa; Chordata; Actinopteri; Batrachoidiformes; Batrachoididae
Exons: 5
Coding region: 299-682 (127 amino acids)
Source: RefSeq, a predicted model, not a curated record
GUGAAAUAAUCUGUCAUACUAAUUGAGGAAUUGAAGAAAAAGGUAUGACACAUGAUGUGUUGGUAAUCAUUAUAAAAUUGCAUAACGGGAUGAAAAAAAAAUCCUCCAUCCAGACCCAAGAUCCACCAUGCCUGUGCUGACGUUGACAUGAACAUUCACCAACACGAGGAAGCAAGCAGGGACAAACCCAGAGAGCCGCAGAUCCAAAUUUACACAGCUACCGAGCUUGAGCCUGAAGUGAGAGGGCCUCUGCACGAUCUGAUGCAGAAACAUACCUGAUGUGUUCGGGUCUGUGCAGAUGGUGAGCGGUCUCUUCAGCAUUGCAAUGGGAAUUCUUUUUGCUGUCAACCAGGAGAUGUCUGAUUCACUUUUCACUCUGUUCAGAGUUUCCCACCUAAGCGGCUCACUUUUCAUCAUUGCUGGACUUCUAUCCAACCUUUUGUUCAAAUACCCAAGACUGCUGCCAGUGUCACUGGUGGUUAACUGUGGCUGUAUUGUUGUCGCUAUAGCUGCAGUGUGUUUGAUCAACAUCGACUUGGCGUUCUGGCAUCAAGAAAAUGAGCAGUAUUUGAAGAUGGAGGUGAUGGAACUUAUUGUGUUGGGGAUAGAGAUUUCCCUUUCUUCAGUCCUCUGCUUCAUGUUCAUUAAAGAGAGACGUUCCAAAUCCCAUCAGUCUCUGUGAAAACAUCAUUUUAUUUCUACUUCCAUUUAAAUAUUUGAACU